AUGGCGUACAAACAACUGGACAUCAACUCUGAGUGUGAAACUCUUUGGAUUAGUGUUGCUGCACCGUCAGGCAUGAAAUUUGGCAUCUGUGCUGCCUACAGACCUGGGACGAGUGCAGACAGCGACUGCAGUAUCUUCACCCAGCUGGAAUCUGACAUCGACAAAGCCCGGCAGUCCUGCUCACACAUUAUUGUGGCAGGGGACUUCAAUGCCCACAACCGGGAAUGGCUUGGAAGUCCACGCACCUCGGCUGCUGGAGAAGCUGCAGAAGACAUGUGCUGUGUACAUGGUCUCCGACAACACGUCACCUCAGCCACUCGUGGAGAAAACAUCCUUGACCUCGUCAUGUCAGAUGUGCCUGGAACUGUGUCUACCACCACCCAACCACCUCUUGGCAGAUCAGACCAUGCUAUUGUCAUAGCCGACUUCCAGCUUACUGCAUCUGUAGACCAACCCACCACUCGUACAGUAUGGCGAUACCAGCCGGCUGACUGGCCCCGCCUCUCUGCCUUCCUCCGGACUACUGACUGGGACACAAUAAUCGGCGACGACCCUAACAUAUCAUGUGAGCUUCUGACCAUGCGAAUCACUGAGGGAAUGCAACGCUUUAUACCAUCCAAGGUCUUCAAGACCAGACCGCAGGACCCAAUCUGGUGGACGCCAGAAUGCUCUGCAGCAGUUGACAGAAAGCGCAAUGCCUGGCGGAAAUUCCGCGAUGACCCCAGAAAUGGAGCGCUCCAGUGUACGUACAAGCUAGCAUCCCUUGACUCAACAAGAUGUCUAGCAAGAGCCAAAGCCAGACCUCUCGACCAUGUCAAGCAACGGCUCCGGACGGGCAACCUGCAGGACAGAGAGUGGUGGAGCGUGAUUAAACGAGUUGGAGGGCAUGGCCGGGACAGCUCCAUCCCAGUCCUGGUUGACCCCGAUGGCAUGGAAUGCACCAAAAGCCACGACAAGGCUAACGUCAUCGGGAAGUACUUUGCCCAGAAGUGCAGCCUAGACGAUGACUUCGCGGAACAGUCGGGGCCGUUCCCGCAUGUCCGCCAGCGCACCGCAAAUACGCUUGCAACAGUCCACUUCCGCCAAGCCACCGUACGCCGGACACUCCGAGCCCUGAACCCAAGUAAAGCCACAGGGCCUGAUGCAGUAACUGCUAGAGUGCUGAGAAAAUGUGCCGACUCUCUGGCCCUGCCCCUAUCCAAGCUGUUUACCCUGUGCUUCUGCAGUGGUCAUCAACCUGCCAUGUGGAAAGUUGCCCAACGUCGUACCGGUACACAAGAAAGGCCCCAAGUCGAACCCCAGAAACUACCGACCGAUAUCACUACUGCCCAUAAUGUCUAA
Messenger RNA from Sycon ciliatum, 1341 nucleotides. RefSeq lists its product as uncharacterized. Gene Ontology annotation, molecular function: catalytic activity. Lineage: Eukaryota; Metazoa; Porifera; Calcarea; Leucosolenida; Sycettidae. The transcript has a single exon. The coding region runs from base 1 to 1341 and encodes 446 amino acids. The record is from RefSeq and is a predicted model, not a curated record.